Molecule: messenger RNA, 1574 nt
Organism: Globicephala melas (long-finned pilot whale)
Lineage: Eukaryota; Metazoa; Chordata; Mammalia; Artiodactyla; Delphinidae
Gene: CMTM2
Product: CKLF like MARVEL transmembrane domain containing 2
Source: RefSeq, a predicted model, not a curated record
UCGCGUGCAGAGACUAGGUGCGCGUCGAGAGGGCGCUAAGCGCUGGCCUUCGCUCGUCGUUCCCGGCCGUUGGCUGAGCGCGGCCUCCAAGCAGGUCGGUGGGCAUUCGGCUCGCUCAAAGGCCAGGCCUGGCCGGGAACAGCAAAAAUUGGGCAGGCCGUGAGAAGCUGAGAACUCCACGGCAAGAUGGCUGACAAAGGCAAAAAGGGCAAACCCGGGGCCACCGCAGCCGCAGCCGCAGCCGCAGCCGCAGCCGCGCCGGGGGCGGCCCCUCCUCCGGGCGAUGAAGUGGGAAGGCGGAAGGGGUGGUGUCGCCGUUACAAGUUGGAAGUCAAGAACAGCAAUAGAGAGUUCUGGCUUAAUGGGUACGCUGAGGUCAAACUCAUUAUCUUGGGCUGCCUAAUAGGUUCACUGAUGAUGUUCAAGGGGACCACUGUGCACCCCCACGUGACACUCAUCAUCACCAUGGAGUUGUCCAUCUUAAUCUUCUUCAUCAUUAUCUACACCUUCGCCAUCCAGAGAUACACGUUGUUCAUCCUGUGGCCCAUUUCUGACCUUCUCAACGACCUGUCCUCCAGUGCUUUCCUCGUGGGGGCCGCCCUCUCUGCCGUGAAAACUCGGCAAACCAUGCCAAUGCACUACAUUUAUGGUGUGAUCCUUAUCGGUGUGGCUGCACUUGUUGCUUUAAUAGAUGUUUGUCUUCAAAUGACACACUUCAAAGGCAAGAAGGUCAAAGCGGGUGUGCGGAUUCUUCCACGAAAGGAUAAAAAGGGCAAAAAGCCAAAGGAAGGAGAAAAACCAGAGGAAGCAGGCAAGGGGAGGGCAGCGGUACCGCCACCUGCCAAGGGCGGCAAAGGUGGCGGUAAGAAGUGAGGCCAAGGCGCCUGGGGUCGGAAGUGGCUGUGUAUCUUACCGCAAAACAUGUUUCCACUGUCUAACUUGUCUUUUCUCUAGAAUGGUCUUCUUUUCCAUUUCAACGACUCUACCUUUGCUUGGAAAGGAAGUUUCUCCUUAAAUGAAUUUUAAAAGCUUAAAGUUGACGUAAACGUUAUCUUGUUCAUUCAACAAGAGUAGCCGAAGGUUUUGGCGCAGAGGGCGAGGCUGGAGCGGGGCCUCUGGAGGUGUUCGCAGGGCACGGAGGGUUUGGGGGAACAGAAGCGUGGGUGAUACCAGCUGUCAACACCGACCAGGCAAAGGGGCCAAAGGAAAACGAGAGACUGGAAAAGAAAAGGCUGCAUUUUGUUCACAUUGACAUUUUCAUGUUACAUUUCUAUACAUUUCAAGAACAGGGGAAAACAGACAUAUCACUCUCCAGGGUCUCUGCACAGACAGGAAAUAGAAAGCAAGAGGCAUUGGCACAAAACAGUUAGAAACCUCUGGAGGUCGUCUUGCUCUCCUGGUGUCAAAAUGUCAGGAAAUCCAGACCAAGCAAAAAAUAAGAUUUUCAAGGUCAACAUAAAAAGAACCUGAUUUCUUAGUACUUGAAAACAUAACUAAAGCACAAGUGCCUGGAAGCAGAUGAAGAUGGCAGAGGAGGAGGACGCUGAGCUCACCUCCCCCUAGGAAUACAUCAA